Messenger RNA from Telopea speciosissima, 1548 nucleotides. RefSeq names its product protease Do-like 1, chloroplastic. Gene Ontology annotation, molecular function: serine-type endopeptidase activity; protein binding. Bases 34 to 1374 code for a protein of 446 amino acids. Gene Ontology annotation, biological process: proteolysis. Lineage: Eukaryota; Viridiplantae; Streptophyta; Magnoliopsida; Proteales; Proteaceae. The transcript is spliced from 8 exons. The record is from RefSeq and is a predicted model, not a curated record.
AGGGCAGAGUGGUGAGCAGCUGUCGCUGCAGGAAUGGCUGCUUUUUCAUUAAUCUCCUCUCUCUUCCACGCUUCUUCUCCUGCAACUAUUACCUUCAAUUCUCCAACUAAAAAAACUGAUCUCACCGUCCCCAGACCCACUAAGAUCUUCAUCCUUCAUAAUCACCGUUUGGUCUCACCUGUUGUCUCUAUAUUCCUCAACCACAGUCGUAGGAGCAGCAACUCCAAGCCCUCCUCCUUCCACAAACUAUCGAUUACCAGAAGUAAUCUUUUUCCUUUCUCGUUUGCCCUAGAUUCUUUCCUUGUCCUCUGCACCUCUCUUGCUCUCUCCUCCGCUCUCUUUAUUGCCGAUGUUGAUGCGGCAUCUGCCUUUGUCAUCACCACUCCUCGGAAGUUGCAGACCGAUGAACUUACCACUGUUAAGCUCUUCCAGGAGAACACUCCCUCCGUUGUAUACAUCACUAACCUCGCUGUCAGGCAGGAUGUCUUUACUUUGGAUGUAUUGGAGGUGCCACAAGGCUCUGGUUCUGGCUUUGUCUGGGAUAAAAACGGCCAUAUUGUUACUAACUAUCAUGUGAUUCGUGGUGCGUCUGAUCUCAGGGUUACUCUUGCUGACCAAACAACUUAUGAGGCAAAAGUUAUUGGGUUUGACCAAGACAAGGACGUCGCUGUCUUGCGUGUUGAUGCACCAAAAGAUAAACUAAGGCCCAUACCUGUUGGUGUCUCCGCAGACUUGCUUGUUGGCCAGAAAGUUUAUGCUAUUGGAAAUCCUUUUGGGCUUGAUCAUACACUUACAACUGGUGUUAUCAGUGGCCUUCGUAGGGAAAUAAGUUCUGCUGCUACAGGGCGCCCUAUCCAGGAUGUUAUACAGACUGAUGCAGCCAUAAACCCUGGUAACAGUGGAGGGCCACUUCUUGAUAGUUCUGGCAGCUUAAUUGGGAUAAAUACUGCCAUAUAUUCUCCAUCGGGUGCAUCUUCUGGUGUUGGAUUUUCAAUUCCUGUUGACACUGUCAGUGGCAUUGUUGACCAGCUGGUGAAGUUUGGGAAGGUUACUAGACCUAUUUUAGGAAUCAAGUUUGCACCUGAUCAGUCUGUGGAACAACUUGGGGUUAGUGGGGUGCUUGUUUUAGAUGCACCAGCAAAUGGUCCAGCUGGGAAAGCGGGUCUACUACCAACCAAAAGAGAUGCCUACGGCAGACUUAUCUUGGGUGACAUAAUAACGUCUGUGAAUGGGAAAAAGGUGACGAAUGGGAGUGACUUGUACAGAAUCCUCGACCAAUGUAAAGUGGGUGAUGAGGUGAUCGUGGAGGUGUUGCGUGAUGAUCACAAAGAGAAGAUACCUGUAAUGCUUGAACCAAAGCCUGAUUUGUCAUAAUAUUCAGCGUGGGAAUUUCAUCAUAGUAUCGGGGGAUGUGUUAACCCCAUGCUUUAUGUAUAGGUAUACAAAUUGAGGUGAUGAUAGCUUGAUCAUUGGUACUCUUGGCACCCCCAUGGAGUACACUGGUUGGAUUCUCUCACUCAUUCAUGUUCAUAUGUGCUUAUUACUCAU